Molecule: messenger RNA, 2542 nt
Organism: Panicum virgatum (switchgrass)
Lineage: Eukaryota; Viridiplantae; Streptophyta; Magnoliopsida; Poales; Poaceae
Product: TORTIFOLIA1-like protein 3
Exons: 5
Coding region: 162-2000 (612 amino acids)
Cellular component (GO): microtubule
Molecular function (GO): microtubule binding
Source: RefSeq, a predicted model, not a curated record
GGCACCGGCACCUAUAGAGAGAGAUCACCACUUCACCAGUAGCCAGGCAGCUUCCAUGCCACUCCACGGUGCCGCCUCCCAAACUCACCAACGGGCCGGCGCACGCAAAUAACUAGCCGAGCGGCAACACGGCGGUGCCGCCCGUGCCUUGCGCGCCAGCCAUGGGCACCGCAGCGCGGCGCGAGCCGCUGAAGCAGCGCGUCAACCGCUGCCUCCUCAAGCUCGCCGACCGCGACACCGAGGCCAUGGCGGCCGCCGAGCUCGAGGCCAUCGCGCGCUCGCUGGGCCCGGACGAGCUCCCGGCCUUCGUCUCGGCGGUCUCGGACGCGCGCCCCACCGACAAGACCCCGCUCCGCCGCCACGCGCUCCGCGCCCUGGCGCUCGUCGCGGCGUCCCACCCGCGCGAUGCCGUGGCCCCGCUCGUCCCGCGCAUCCUCGCCGCCGCGCUCCGCCGCGUGCGCGACCAGGACUCCUCCGUCCGCGCCGCGCUCGUCGACACCGCGCGCGCCGCCGCCGCGGCCUCGGUCUCCGCGUCCGCCGCGCUACGGCCCCUAACGGACGCGCUCCUCCACGAGCAGGACCAGUGCGCGCAGCUGGCGGCCGCGCUCGCCACGGCCGCCGCCGUCGAGGCGUCCGCCCUCACCGCCGACCUCGUUUCCUACCUCCACAAGCUCCAACCGCGCCUCCUCAAGUUGCUCCGCAGCAAUGCCUUCAAGGCCAAGCCCGCGCUCAUCACCCUCAUCGGCGCCUCCGCGGUUAUGGGCGGCGAUGCCGAAGUCACCGCCUCCAUUCCGUGCCUCCGCGAUGCAAUCGGUAGUGACGACUGGGCCGCGAGGAAGGCCGCGGCGGAGGCACUUGCCGCAUUGGCCUUAGAACACACGGAUCUUCUCACGACCUACAAAUCCUCUUGCGUUACCUUCUUCGAGGCCAGAAAGUUUGACAAGGUCAAGAUUGUGCGGGAAUCGAUGAACCAGAUGAUCGAGGCGUGGAAGGAGAUCCCGGAUGCUGAAGAGGACGAGUGCUCCUCGGCCGCGCCACCAGCGUCGCAGUCACAACGAAGAUCUUCUCUUACAGGGAGUGUAAGUGAUGGGCGAUAUCCAGCUGCUUCACUGGGCUCAAACUCAGUUCCAUCAGCAACAAGGAGGAGCAGAUUGCCUGUGAACAGAUCGUCUCCGUCUGAUGUGUCACCCAGCGCCACCAAAACCAAUAGUCCUUCAUCAAUCAGGAACAAGAAGCUGUCACCGCCUUCAUACCACAAAGGGCGCCAAGCAAAGAAUUGUGACUACAAAGUUGAGAUUGCUGUUGCUCCGGAUGCUACCCCUAUCAAAAUGGUGACAGAAGAGAAGCUUCUCAAAGGAGGCAAUGUGAGAGACAGACUGGAUGCAAGGAGGACACUCUUCCAAGGCAGCGAGGAUAAGUCGGCCAAGCUGGCUGGACUUAAAACAGGAUCACGAGUUGUUCCAUACGAGGGCGGUGGUGAUUUGGAAGAGAUUUCAGAAGUUGAGGGUGGAUCAGAAAGGUUUGCAGUUCACAAAGAUGAGAGCUUGUCAGAAAUAAGGACACAGCUGCUUCAGAUUGAAAAUCAGCAAAGCAGUUUACUAGAUCUUCUCCAGAAAUUUAUGGGGAAGUCUGAGAAGGGCAUGAAUUCUUUGGAGACAAGGGUGCAUGGGCUGGAGAUGGCUUUGGAUGAGAUCUCUCGUGAUUUGGCCUUCUCUUCAGGCAGGAUGUCAAACAGGGAGUCUGAUGUGAAGACGUGUUGCAUUCUGAGCCCAAAAUUCUGGAGAAGGCAUGGUGGUGGUAGGUCUUCCUCCAGGUUUUCUGCCUCUGACCCAGCAAACAGCUCAGAGGGGAGCAGAACUUCUUACAAAUGGGAGAGGCAGAAGUUCGGGCUUCCGGGUGGAUUUGUCACCAACCCAUUAGCUGAGCCAAACAUUUCAUCUGUUGGGAAAACAAUGGUUACUCAAGAAGGCCGGAGGAAGGAUACAACUUUACAAAAGUGAAGGGUGGGUGGGUUAGGCAUGAUGAAGACAUUCUGUUUGAAGUGUGAACUGCUGGAGCUGCUUAUGGUCAUGGAGGCGGCUGUAGUUCCCUUUUCCACUGCAACCUUUUUUUGAUGGAAUUUGCACUGUAAUUUCCGGAAGCCUUUCCUCCAUCAGAGCUGAAAGAAUGGUGUUGUACACGUGAAUGAUGGAGUUCUAUGGGAGCCACUCCAAAGCUUAAACUCUAAAGUACUAUGCUAAACCAUAAAGCUGGACUCCUUGAGGUGGGUCAUCCAUCAGUGAGGGCGUGAGGCUUCUUGAUCAUCUAGCCUUUGCUUGGGUCUGAAGCAACGGCGCCCUGGAGUACCCUCAGGUUGGCAUGCGAACAACCGCUGCUGUGUUUUGUCCCAUCGUAGUACUUGAGAAACAGCUAGCUUUGUAGUAGAAUGUAAUCACAAUGUACUAUCGAUCUAUCAUCCUACGGAUGGACGUGUCUUGUACAUACAGUAGGUCGUAUAAAGCGCUUGUAUGCUAGUGCUGGCGACUAGCGAGCUUGUUUACCA